AUGGGCAACUUCUCAGUCAUCACAGAAUUCCUCCUCCUGGAGUUUUCCAGCAUGAGGGAGCUGCAGGUCCUACAUGCUUUGCUGUUCCUGCUGAUUUACCUGGCUGCCCUGAUGGGAAAUCUUCUCACCAUUGCUGCAAUUAUAACUGAGCCACACCUUCACUCUCCUAUGUAUUUUUUCCUGAGCAACUUAUCCCUCCUGGAUACCUGCACCAUCUCAGUCACGCUUCCUAAAUUCAUUGUGAAUUCCUUGUCUGGCACUCAGUCCCUGUCCCUCCUUGGCUGUGCUGCUCAGAUCUUCUUCUCUCUCUUUUUUUCAGCAACAGAGCUUGCUUUGCUUGUGGCCAUGUCCUAUGACCGGUUUGUGGCCAUCUGCCACCCCCUACACUAUGGCAUCAUCAUGACGCCAGCACGUUGUGUCUGGGCAGCAGCUGGCUCAUGGCUCAGUGGGCUUAUCUAUUCAGCUGUCCACACUGGGAACAUGUUCCGCCUGCCCUUCUCAGGAUCCAAUGUGAUCCGCCAGUUUUUCUGUGAUGUCCCUCAUGUCUUGAAAGUCUCAGCCUCUGAUGUGUUUCAUGCUGAGUUUGUAUUAAUUGUAGCAAGUUUGUGUUUUUUGCUAUGCUGCUUUGCCUUUUUAAUUGCGUCAUAUGCUCGCAUCUUCUGCAGUGUGCUCAGGAUUCCUUCUAUGGAAGGACGCCACAAGGCCAUUUCAACCUGCUCCCCUCAGUUGAUGAUUCUCAUGUUGUUUCUCAUCUCUGUAAUGAUUGCAGUCCUCAAGGACACAUCAUACUCAUCACCUAUCGAAAACCUUUUAAUUGCAAUGGUUUAUACAAUACUGCCCCCAUUUAUGAACCCUAUCAUCUACAGCCUGAGGAAUCACAACAUUACAGUUGCCAUGGGAUGUCAGUACAUUGUCUUUGGGUGGUUGGCUCAACAUCUGCAGUAUGAGGAAUCUCACAGCUCCCAUUGA
Vombatus ursinus (common wombat) is the source of this 969-nucleotide messenger RNA. RefSeq names its product olfactory receptor 14I1-like. The transcript has 2 exons. Gene Ontology annotation, molecular function: olfactory receptor activity; G protein-coupled receptor activity. NCBI's taxonomy places the organism in Eukaryota, Metazoa, Chordata, Mammalia, Diprotodontia, Vombatidae. Gene Ontology annotation, cellular component: membrane. The record is from RefSeq and is a predicted model, not a curated record. The coding region runs from base 1 to 969 and encodes 322 amino acids. Gene Ontology annotation, biological process: G protein-coupled receptor signaling pathway.